Nematolebias whitei (Rio pearlfish) is the source of this 1075-nucleotide messenger RNA. RefSeq names its product group XIIB secretory phospholipase A2-like protein. The record is from RefSeq and is a predicted model, not a curated record. The transcript has 4 exons. Lineage: Eukaryota; Metazoa; Chordata; Actinopteri; Cyprinodontiformes; Rivulidae. Gene Ontology annotation, molecular function: A2-type glycerophospholipase activity; calcium ion binding. Gene Ontology annotation, biological process: triglyceride homeostasis; arachidonate secretion; lipid catabolic process. Gene Ontology annotation, cellular component: extracellular region. The coding region runs from base 34 to 675 and encodes 213 amino acids.
ACCGAGUCCAAACCGAGCCGUCAGAGCCUCAGGAUGACCCGUCGGGCCCUUCUAGUUCCUCUCCUGCUGGGGCUGUUUGUCCUCGGAGCCGUCGCUCAGGAGGCCGGAGGCCCAGAAACCCCCCCAUCACCCCCGCUGGGCGAAGCCUCCAACGGCACCCAGGCGAGCGAGGAUGAGGAGGACCAGGAAUGGGGGAUGAACUCCCUGAGGGGAAGCUUCGAGGCGGUCAGCGGGUACUUCGACUCCAUGCUGGAGUUUAUGGGGGGACGAGACGGUGUGUGCCAGUACCGCUGCAGGUUUGGUAAAGCUCCUCUUCCUCGUGCUGGGUACAAGGCGCCCGAGCCCGACGGCUGCAGCUCCUACUUCUUUGGGCUUCCUGUUCCAGACGGGAUGGACGUGGGCAUUCCUGCUAUGACCAAGUGUUGCAACCAGCUGGACAUGUGUUACGACACCUGCGGCUCCAACAAAUAUCGCUGCGACUCCAAGUUCCGCUGGUGCCUCCACAGCAUCUGCUCCGACCUGAAGAAGAGCCUCGGCUUCGUGUCAAAGGUCGAAGCAUGUGAAACUGUAGCCGACACCCUGUUCAACACGGUGUGGACCCUCGGCUGCAGACCCUACAUGAACAGCCAAAGAGCCGCCUGCUACUGCCAAGGAGAGGAAAAAGAUGAACUUUAGAGAACAGAAAUCUUAUUUAUAAAACCAGAGUUCCCUUUCAGUCAGCUGUGACUGCUUCAGUAAUUUAUUUGAACCUUUUUGCGUUUAUUUUCGUUAACGUUAUUCUUCAAAAUAAAACUCAGCUGUACAGUCUGUGAUUUCAUUUCAGAUCAGGGUUUGGGGCACCGAGCGUUUGUUCCAUUGGAAAGAUAAAUUAUUUUAUACUGACUGAAGAUUGAGCUCAGUUUUAUUUACAAACAAAACAAGAGGGCUCAGAACACAUCCCUGGCGGACACCACAGCCUAAAAAGAUGUCUGAUGAGGAGUGGUGACCUUGAAGGACAGAAAUGAUCUGUUGUUUACUGUUGAGUAUGUACAACAUGAAUGUUAAAUAUGUGUGUAAAAUAAAAAUAUACAAAAAA